This is a messenger RNA of Penicilliopsis zonata CBS 506.65, 5457 nucleotides long. RefSeq lists its product as hypothetical. The record is from RefSeq and is a predicted model, not a curated record. The transcript has 5 exons. The coding region runs from base 1 to 5457 and encodes 1818 amino acids. Gene Ontology annotation, molecular function: carbon-carbon lyase activity; RNA binding; pyridoxal phosphate binding. NCBI's taxonomy places the organism in Eukaryota, Fungi, Ascomycota, Eurotiomycetes, Eurotiales, Aspergillaceae. Gene Ontology annotation, cellular component: mitochondrial inner membrane. Gene Ontology annotation, biological process: mitochondrial respiratory chain complex III assembly; carboxylic acid metabolic process.
AUGAUUUAUUACAGAGCUAGACCUCCCUCGGUCAGCAGUGUUAGGCUGACGUCGCGUUUUGUGAGAACAAGACAACCUUUCGUGGCAGGACGGAGAGCCUAUUCAAAUCCUACUCCCGCAAGCUCUGGACAACCUGGACCGUCUUCCAAAUGGCCGAUAUACUCGCUUGGAUUGACCGGAGCCGCUGCCGUUGCCUAUGGAGGUUAUAAAUAUGCAGUGGAGCCGGGCAGUCAGGUUGAGACACCGACCGACAGCGCUGGACCUGCAGGCUUUAAGAACAGCCCGGAAGAUAUGAGCUCUUUGUACGUGCAGGAAAAGAAGAGUUUGAAAAGUCCAGGCGUCUAUCUAUGGGGCUCGAAUAGCCACCGUGUCGUCGAUCCAGAGUCAAAAGAAGCUAUUGUGAAGACGCCGCGCGAGCUGUCGGACCUGAAGAUUAGUGACAAAUCUGGCGCAGCGAUCACAGAGAAAGGCGACCUGGUGCAAUGGGGCAAAGGGUUUUCGGAGAAGGACUUCAAGCCCACCAAGACCUUGUGUGGAAAGGAUCUUAUCUCCCUAACCAUGUCUGAUGACCGGAUUAUCGCUCUGUCGUCUAACGGAUCCGUCUACUCGUUGCCGGUAACGAAGAAUGACCAGCAGUCGGGGCAGAGGCUUCGCGAAGGCUCGUGGGUUCCUUUUCGGUCUGGGAGAGCCGACGUGAGUUACCGACCACUCGAGCCGGCUUUGAAAUUGGGUGAAAAGGUCACUGCGAUAAGUGGCGGCUUAGAGCACGUGUUGCUGCUGACCAACUAUGGCCGAGUUUUUUCCGCCGCUGCAGCUUCAGAGAGCUUCCCAUCUCAUGGUCAGCUGGGUAUCCCUGGCCUCACAUGGGCUAACCGGCGCAAGGAGCGAGUGGACGCCUGCUACGAGGUCGAGACCCUGAAAGGUCUCAAAGCUACACAAAUUGCUACUGGAGAUUAUCACUCCAUGAUUCUUACCAGCGACGGCCGCGUUUUUAUGUUCGGGGACAAUUCGCUUGGACAACUAGGUGUCCGGUUCAAUCCCACGCUUCCGUACGAAGACACGCCCUUCUCGUUGCCAUUGAGCAGGCUAUAUCGCGAUGGCUCCUUGUCAAAGGUAUCAAGCAUUGCUGCUGGUGGUGCAAACAGCUUUUUCACCGUGGAUGUAAAAGACAUCCCGAGCAGUGAUGAAAAACAUGCCCCCUCCAUUCGGGAAACAGCUCGUAACGCCGCGGAUACCUGGGCUUGUGGUAGAGGUAUCUGGGGUUCCCUUGGCAAUGGCAAGUGGACACAUAUCCAAGACUCUCCUGCAAGAGUCAAGUCUCUGAGCAGUCUUUUCGAGUUUGACGAACGCGCUCGAGUUCUGUCUCCGAUCCGUCUGCGCGACAUCUCUGUCGGCACAACCCAUGUCGCUGCAAUUAUGGACAACACUUCCCGCGUUGGCAACCGUUCCGAUACGUCUCUGGAGAAUGCUGGGAGCUGGGGACUUGAUAUCUUGUGGUGGGGAGGAAAUGAGUUUUUUCAACUGGGCACGGGCAAACGCAGCAAUCUUUCGAAACCAACUCAUAUUACUGUGCCUUCAGAGGCUGGGGAUAAAGAGAAACAUGAAGCCCGUCUGCAAAUCAUGCCCCGUCACAAGGGCGCAGUAGGCAAUCGAACGUUGAAGAUGGAACAGCGUGUCGAGUGUGGAAGACACCAGAAGAGAGGGCGCCGAGCGGCCGAUAAGGCCAAGAAGGAGCAAUCGAAGCGAAAGAGAGAUGAGGGUGCCGAGGACCCUGUCGCAAAACGAGUGAAGCCGAGCGCCGAAGAAACCACCGAAGAGGCUGCGGACGAGACUGCCGCCCCCGAUUAUAUUCCAUUGACCGUGGGAGAUGAAGAGAUGGUCGAGGAUGGGAACUAUGAUGGAGCCCCUUCGAAUGACAUGGUCUUCUUUGGCUUGCUUGACACUGAGGAACAAGAAUAUUUCUCCCGUGCGAACGAAAUGUUGGAAUUGAACCAGUUUGCAGACGAUGAGGAGCGGAGUUUGUUCAUCGAUAGUGUCUACCAAGAGGCUAAGGGCAAGGAAUUGAAAAUUGCUUGCAGCCAAGGAUGCUCUCGGUUGAUGGAGAAAUUGAUCUCGCUGUCCAAUGUCCGGCAGCUGCGAACGCUCUUUGGCAAGUUCAUCGGCCACUUCCAGCACCUUGUUCAACACCGAUUCGCAAGUCACUGCUGCGAGACGCUUUUCAUUCGCGCUGCACCGGCUGUUGCAGGGAAACCGUCGAAGACAAAAGGAAAGAAUUCAAACGAGGAUGGAGAUGGGGAUGGAGAGGAGCCUGAAUUGAGUCUAGCGGAAAUGUUCCUGACCGUUGUUGAAGAACUAGAAGGAAAUUGGGGAUAUCUCUUGACUGAACGGUUUGCGUCGCAUACAAUCCGAGUGCUUCUUCUUGUGUUGGCCGGUGAGCCGGUUGAUAUGUCGUCAGCGGAUUCGGUGGUGGCCAGCAAAAAGAAGGAGAGACUCGGAGUUCCUGGUGCAGAUGCACAGAAUGACAAGGAAGCCGAGAAAAAGAGAGAGGUCCCGGAAUCUUUCGAACAGACAUUGAAGAGAGUCAUGAAAGAUAUGGUUUCGGGACUCGAUGACACUUAUUUACGUGCCUUGGCUACCCACCCAGUCGGUAACCCUGUCCUUCAGGUUUUGUUAUACCUGGAACUCCGCCAUUUCGGAAAAACUAGUUUCAAGGAGUCCAGCUCUAUUACGAAAAGACUGAUCCCGGAUGAGACAUUCCAGGAGGGAUCCGAAGGAACCAAAUUUGCGCAAGGCCUCCUCUAUGACCCUGUGGGAUCCCGACUGCUAGAGACCAUCGUUCGCUGGACCCCAGGGAAACUAUUCAAGAGUUUAUACAAGAACCUCUUCCGUGACCGCAUGGCUUCGCUUGCCCGGAAUGUGACCGCUGGCUACGUUGCCAUCCGCAUCCUCGAACGGCUUGGCAAGGAUGACCUUCAGAGUGUCGUGGACGCAGUGGCCCCGGAAAUCCCAUCUCUUAUUGAGCGUUCCAGGCUCGCUGUUCCUCGGGUUCUAGUUGAGCGAUGUGCGGUCCGUGGAGUAGACACCGCACCCCUAGCAAAGGCAUUCGAGGCUGCCUAUGAUAAAGAUCCCGUCAAAAGGCUCAAUCAGAUGCUGAGGCUCGUGGCGUCUUCUCAAGACGAGAAACUCGAGUUCCAGCAGGAAAACCAGAAGGAAGGUCAGAACGGUCAAACACCAAAUGCAGCUGAGAAAUUGCAUGGUUCGCUACUUGUUCAGUCUCUUCUCACCGUUCCUGGGCCCCUCAGCGAAUUUGUCUUUUCCACUCUAUCAGCACAGCCCUCGGAAACAAUCAUCAGUCUUUCCAAGGACCCUUCUGCCUCGCGAGUCCUGCAGCAAGCAUUGACGCAACCUACCUCCUCUACUCAAUUCCGCCGGCAAUUCACCGUCCAGUUCUGCAGCCAUUUGAAGGACCUUGCCCUAGAUUCCAGCGGGUCGCAUGUGGUCGAUGCUCUCUGGACGGCGACUAAAGAUUUCUACUUUGUGAAAGAAAGAAUGGCUCAAGAGCUGCUCCAGAACGAAAUGGCCCUUCGCGACUCCUUCCUCGGCCGAGCAGUGUGGAGGAACUGGUCAAUGGAUCUCUAUAAAAGACGACCAGGAGAGUGGAAAUUCAAGGCCAAGGGGCUCGAUCAACAGCCCGAUGGUCACAGCGGCCAAGGAGAGAAGCCCAAGUCGCGACUCGAGCUUGCGAGAGCCAGUCAAAUCUGGAGGCUGCGGCUCCAGUCAGUCGCGCCGACGAAGUUCAACAGAGCAGUUGAAGAUCUCAUCAUCCCUUUCAUUCGUACCGCCGACGAAAAUCCAUUCGGUGAGACACAGCAGAAUGGUGAUUUGAAAUGCCAGGAUUCAAGGCCUGGAGCAUCCUUGGUGGAAUACAGCCGACCAGAAGAGUUACAGGACAUUCUGCAGCUUGAGUUACCAGAGAAGGGCACUCGACAAGAUGGUCUCAUCGAAGCUCUUCAGAAGAUUCUGCGGCACUCGGUCAACACCUGGCACCAGGGUUUCUUGGACAAACUUUACGCCUCUACAAAUGCACCGGGACUGGCCGCGGAGCUGAUCCUGGCGACGCUGAAUACCAACGUCCAUGUAUACCAGGUGUCUCCAGUGUUGACGAUCAUCGAGAAGUACACCGUCAAACGGCUGGCGGCUUUAUUCGGGCUUGAUGGACCGUAUGCCGGUGGAGCCUCGAUGCAAGGUGGCUCGGCUUCCAACACGACAUCCAUUGUCAUUGCGCGUAAUACCCUUUACCCGAGUACGAAACAGGACGGGAAUGGUGAUCGCCGCUUUGUGUUGUUUACAAGCGCUCACGGCCACUACAGCAUUGAAAAGGCAGCGCAGAUGCUUGGAUUCGGUUCCGGUGCCGUGUGGAGCGUCCCUGUUGACAGGCGAGGACGUUUGAUCCCCACCGAGUUGGAGAAGCUUGUCCAGAAAGCGCAGAGCGAGGGCCGAACGCCAUUCUACGUCAAUGCGACGGCGGGGACGACCGUCAUGGGCUCCUUCGACCCCUUCCACGAGAUCUCUGCCAUUUGCAAAAGGCACAAGCUCUGGCUCCACGUCGACGGGUCUUGGGGUGGUUCCUUUGCUUUCUCCCAGCGCCAGCGAGGAAAGCUCUCUGGGGCGGAAAAGGCAAACAGCAUCGCCAUCAAUCCUCAUAAGAUGCUUGGUGCUCCCAUCACCUGUUCCUUCCUCCUGGCCUCUGACAUCCGCCAAUUCCACCGCGCCAACACUCUGCCGGCAGGUUAUCUUUUCCACAGUGACGAAGACGGUUCUGUUUCGGACGCAGCCACCGAGAUAACAGCCGACUCACCACCGGAGGUGUGGGAUCUGGCGGACCUGACUCUGCAGUGCGGCCGGCGCGCGGACUCGCUAAAGCUCUUUCUUGGCUGGACCUACUACGGCACCCAAGGAUAUGAGCAACAGAUAGACUCGGCCUGCGAGGUGGCCGCCCACCUGGCGACGAUCGUCGACCAGAACCCCAAUUUUAUUCUCAUCAGCGAGAACCCGCCCCCUUGUCUCCAGGUAUGCUUCUACUACACCCCCGGCCAGCAAUUCGUGUACCCGCGCAGCGGGGUCGUUUCCAACGAACCCGAACGCGGCAGGCAGAACAGCAGAGUCGUCGAGCAGGUAACGCGUGCCAUCGUGUCUCGUGGGUUUAUGGUCGACUUUGCUCCCCCCAGCGGUGGUGACGCGGAGGCCGUCGGUAACGGCAAGUUCUUCCGCUGCGUGGUCAACAUCCUUACCUCCAAGCAGACGGUGGAGAGCCUCAUUCGUGCUAUUGAGGAGACCGGGCCCGAGGUUGUGGAGAAGUUGAAGAAAGCAGAAAGCCAUAAGCCUCGCAUCGGACGGGGAUGGAAUAGACCUGGGGAACGAGGAUAUGGACCUGUCGUACAUCAAUGCGACGCGUAG